AUGGAAACUCAAAUCGGUAAAUCUUUCAGUCUCCUGUCUCCGAAUUCGCACUAUUCCCACACUCUCAAUGACUUUAAUUCCCUUUUCAAUCACCUCAACACUGUCAUUUCUACUCCAAACCCUAAACAUCGAUCGGAGCACAACACAAAAUUUCCUAAAAUUUGUAAUAAUCUCAGAUUUUCAUCAACUACUAUUUCUAUUGAAGGAAGAGUUAAAAACCCUGAAAAACCCACCUCUCAGAAUUGGCUAAAGCCAGCUACCAGAGGCUCCCCAACCGUUCAUGCUCUGUUUAAGGAACUGUCGGUUCUUGAAAGGGCCCUCAUUGGUGCUGGUGGUGGUGGAAUUGCUGGUGCAUUCACUUAUGUGUGCCUUCAUCCACUUGAUACUAUUAAAACGAAGCUCCAAACAAAGGGGGCAUCAGAAAUUUAUAGUGGCACAGUUGACGCCAUUGUUAAGACUUUCAAAAGUAGGGGAAUUCUUGGAUUUUACAGCGGGGUUUCUGCAGUAAUAGUCGGGUCGACUGCAUCCUCUGCUGUGUAUUUUGGGACCUGUGAGUUUGGGAAGUCGAUCUUGUCUAGAAUUCCACAGUACCCGCCUUUAUUGAUUCCUCCAACUGCUGGUGCAAUGGGGAAUAUUGUGUCGUCUGCUAUAAUGGUUCCAAAGGAGUUGAUUACUCAGAGAAUGCAGGCUGGUGCAAAGGGGAGGUCUUGGAAUGUUUUGUUGAGUAUUUUGGAAAAAGAUGGCAUUUUGGGCCUUUAUGCUGGGUAUAGUGCUACAUUGCUUAGGAAUUUGCCUGCUGGAGUGCUGAGUUAUUCAUCGUUUGAGUACUUGAAAGCUGCAGUUUUGAGUAAGACGAGAAAGGCUAAUUUAGAGCCAUUUCAAAGUGUUUGUUGUGGGGCAUUGGCAGGGGCAAUAUCAGCUUCUUUGACAACCCCCUUGGAUGUGGUGAAGACUAGGUUGAUGACUCAGGUUCACAGAGAGGCCACGAAUAAGGUUGCUGCUGCAAUGUAUGGUGGAAUUGCAGCCACUGUUAAACAGAUUUUGAAGGAAGAAGGAUGGGUUGGAUUUACUCGUGGAAUAGGGCCUAGAGUUCUUCAUAGUGCCUGCUUUUCAGCUAUAGGGUACUUUGCGUUUGAGACAGCUAGGCUUACGAUUUUGAAUCAUUAUCUCAAGCAAAAGGAGCUUCAAGCCAUGGCACUCGCUCCCAAGUUGCCACUCAACCAAACUGGAUGA
This is a messenger RNA of Fraxinus pennsylvanica, 1233 nucleotides long. NCBI's taxonomy places the organism in Eukaryota, Viridiplantae, Streptophyta, Magnoliopsida, Lamiales, Oleaceae. The record is from the annotation of a GenBank genome assembly.